AUGGCGAACCAGGGCGUGCCACGGUGCACGCUGUGCCUUUUUAUUGCCACCAUCAGCUGCCAUGUCAUGGUCCUCGUCGGAAACCUGUACACCUCCAAGAUGCUGAGCGGCAUCGGCAGGUCGGCCAGCGGCUGGGGGAGUGUGGCGUCCAGCGUCUCGUACGCGUUGGACAAUGAGCUUCAGCCUGCGAUGGGCAACGUGACGCAGUGGCUCUCCACAGCCGUCGACGUCAUUGACGAGUUCGAGGAAGGUGUGGACAACAUGUUGUCCCUGACUGGCUCCACCAUCGAUAGCACUCUGAAACAAUAUGCGCCGAACAUGACCGAGGCGAAGUUCGAGGCGAUUGCUCGACAUCAUGUGGAGCAAGUGGCCACCAAAGCCAUGAAGAAGGUGGAGCCUUUAACCUACAAAGUCAUGGACAGCUUGAGGCCUCCCUUGAAGCAAGUCAACGAGUGGUUGGGCAGCUUCAGCGAGAAGAUCCAGGACACCUUGGAGGAGUUCGGCACCGUUGCCGAUCGUGCACAGAAGUUGGUGGACCAGGUGAUGACGCAGGUGAACUCUGCUGGAGGAAUGGCCGAGGAGAUGCUUUGGGAUACGUAUCACAUCUUCGAUCCCUAUGACGAUGGCAUUCAGCUCCACGAGUUCAAGUUGGUCGCCGACCAGUACGGCAUCUCCGCCCUCCAGGGGCAGAAGGCGAAUCAGCUCUUGAUGAAGUACGACGACAGUGGUGAUGGAUCGAUCCAAAUCAACGAGUACGAGAACAUGGUCACUGACCCCUCCGUACCAGGCAUGAUGACUACGAUCCUGAGGACCUACUCGAAGAAGCUGGCUUCCGUAGGCUCCGCGGUGAGGAACAGCCACAUGCGCGCAGAGGUGGCGGAGAACGUGGUGGACUACCUGAACAUUGUUUGUGGGAAGAAUCUCACCAAGGUCGAGUGGAUCACCUCCAAGUUGGUCAACGGCCAUUUGCCCAUGGAGUUUACCGCGGACAUCUUCUACCAGCUCUACAUGAAGAAGAUGGACCCCAACAACCUCUCCCCCGUGGAUGUGGGUUCAUUGGUGAUCAACUACACCAUGAAGGCCAAUGCCAAGAACACCGUGGCUGCUGUGGAUCAACUGGCGGACACCACCUUCUUCGCCAAGGAGGGCUUCGAUAUCACCAUCGAGGACGAGACCGUGGUCCAGGUGAUCCAAUGGGUCACCACCGCCAAAGGGGGCGAGGCUGCCAUGAAGGCGUUUGCCAAGAUUCAGCCCAAGGGCUCGGAGAGCUACGCGGACGCGUACAACACGGCGGUGCUGAAGAGCGAGCAGCGCUACACCGCCCUGACGGGCAACACCGGUGGACAGAGCCAAUACCACUCCGACGCGGCCCUGAACUUGAGGGACAUGCUGCUGGGCGGCAGCAGCGCGACCAGCAGCUCUGGGGAUCCAGAUGCCUUGCAGGCCUCGUCCGGGGCUCAGCCGGCGAAGCCGCAGACCUUGCUCUUCGCGGAGGAGUUGGCCAACAACGUGAGCCGCACCGUGACGGAUUUCAACAACCAGUGCUAUGCCUACUCGGGAACCAGCUCCAAUCCCUUGGAUAGCGCCUGCAACAGCAUCAAUGGGAUGAUCAAGAAGACCCAGAGCUUCUUGACCCUUAUGAACGAUGUGGCUGGACCUGGAGGACAGGAAUUCCUCCACAAGCAAGCCGACCAGUUCCUCAAUGGUACUGUGCAGGACAUCAUGCUGAUCUCCGACGCAUUGGUGGCGAAGGGACUCAAAACCGCCCAGUGCGCGGCGGGACAGAAGGCCGCCUGCAACUACGCCUAUCAGGACGGAGCUCCGGAGCGCGCCGAGAGCCGAGAGUCAUCUCGGUGGGUUUGUGGCAGCGCCCAGGUUUGGCAAAAAGGAUGGUGCGCCGUCACGAUGUUCCAGGAGUUUCAUUUCGGGAGACUGAAGGUUCUAGGGCCGCCCUUGGGUGCUGUCACAUCUACAAACCGAUGGGACUACAAAGCACUCCUUCUGUGA
Messenger RNA from Durusdinium trenchii, 2007 nucleotides. The record is from the annotation of a GenBank genome assembly. NCBI's taxonomy places the organism in Eukaryota, Dinophyceae, Suessiales, Symbiodiniaceae.